CCGGAAGUCUAAGCUGCGGGUCUUUUCCCCCCAUCCCUUCGAAUCUUUCUCGAAACUGACCUUCGGGAGUUUCCCUGGAGGAGGAGGAUGCAAGGAAGCAAAGCUGGCGGGAAGGAUUAUGUGGAUUGUCAAUUGAAAUGAACCACCCUGAAGUGGAGAAAGAGACUCAAGAGGGAUUAGGGAGGCAGAAGGAGAGCCAAAGAGAUUGCCAAGAAAUUCCAGCCCAACAAGAAGAUCACCAAAGAAAAGGAACGAAGGAGGAAAAGACCCAUGAAUGGGAAACCAGUCAGUUGUAAAGCAAGUGUCAGUACACACUGAAGGGCCAAAAUGGAGGAGCAGAGAAAAACAUCUUUGGAGCAUGGAAAUAGCUUCAGUCGGAGCUCACAGCUGCUCUCCCAUCAGUGUACCGAGGAAGAGGAGAAUGCUGGGCAUGGAGAUGGAUCAAAUAUUGAGGACAGAAAGCAAAUGGACACUUGCAGGGAUGAAUCCGAUGCUUCUAGGAGUGCAGAGUUCCGCCUCAUCCCAGUCAUACGCCUCAUCCGAAUCGUACCGGAAGAAUGGAGCGGAAAGAGACAGAAAACGCAUCCUGUACAGGGAAAGACUGUCAGUAGUAGUUUAAGCCUUAAGACACAUCCAAGCAUAUGCAAAGGGGAGAGAGUGUACAAAUGUUUAGAGUGUGGGAAAAGAUUCACGUCCAAAGAUUCACUUGCUGUGCAUCAGAGAACCCACAGAGGGGAGAAAUGCUUAGAGUGCCAGGAGUGUGGGAAAAGAUUCAGACAGAGGGCCAACCUUGUGUGGCAUCAAAGAAUGCACACCGGGGAGAAGCCAUUUAAAUGCUUGGAAUGUGGAAAGAGCUUCCAUUUUAAAGCACAUCUUAUUUGCCAUAAAAGGGUUCACACAGGAGAGAAACCGUAUACAUGCUCAGAGUGUGGAAAGAAUUUCAGUCAGCUAGCCAACCUCACUAAACACCAGAAAACACACACAGGUGAAAGACCAUAUAAAUGCUUGGAGUGUGGAAAGAGCUUUAAGCAUGGUGCAUGUCUUACUGCCCAUCUAAGAAUUCACACAGGGGAGAAACCAUUUAAAUGCACAGAGUGUGGGAAGAGUUUCACUCGGAGCUCAACCCUUACUUCACAUCAAAGAAUCCAUACAGGGGAGAAGCCACAUGCCUGUGUGGAGUGUGGAAAGAGCUUUUUCGCUAAAUCUAGCCUUAAGGAACAUGAAAGGAUUCACACAAGGGAGAAACCAUUAAAAUGUCUGGAGGAUAGUAAUAACUUCAGCAACCACUCAGCCUUGACUUCUCAUCAAAGAAUCCACACAGGGGAGAAACCAUAUAAAUGCCAGGUGUGUGGAAAGCGCUUCAGUCAUAGUGACCAUCUUCAUAGCCACCAAAGAAUACACACAAGAGAGAAACCAUUUAAAUGUACAGAGUGUGGGAAUAGCUUCACAAGUAGUUUACACCUUGCUACCCAUACUAGAAUCCAUACAGUAGAGAAACCCUAUAAAUGUAUGGAAUGUGGGAAGAGCUUCAGUAGGAAAUGGAUCCUUACUUCACAUCACAGAACCCACACAGGGGUGAAACCAUUUAUAUGCCAGGAGUGUGGAAAGAGCUUUUGUCAUAGGUCUACUCUUACUUCCCAUUAUAAGAUCCACACAGGAGAAAAACCAUUUAAAUGUAUGGAGUGUGGGAAGAGCUUCACAAGUAGUGCACAGCUUGUUACCCAUCAAAGAAUCCACACAGGAGAGAAGCCAUUUAAAUGCUCGGAGUGUGGGAGGAGCUUCGCUCAGUUGUCAAACCUCAAUUCACAUGAAAAAAUCCACAAAGGAGAGAGACUAUUUAAAUGUGAGGAAUGUGGGAAAUGCUUUAAGCAUAAAACAUGCCUUUCUUCCCAUAUUAUAACUCACACAGGAGAGAAACCAUUUCAAUGCCUGGAGUGUGGUAAGAACUUCAGUUGGAAAGAUAGCCUUAGAAAACAUCACAGAAUCCAUACAGGAGAGAAACCAUAUAAUUGCCUUGAAUGUGGGAAGAACUUCAUAAGCAACUCAGCCCUUACUAGUCAUCAGAAAAUCCACAGAGAAGAGAAACCAUAUAAAUGCCAGGAGUGUGGAAAAAGCUUUGGUCAUAGGGAACACCUCACUAAUCAUCAAAGGAUCCAUACAGGGGAGAAGCCAUUUCACUGCCAGGAGUGUGGAAAGAGCUUUAAUCGGAGCUCAGCCCUUACCUCCCAUCAAAGAAUCCACACAGGAGAGAAACCAUAUCAAUGCCUGGAGUGUGGAAAAAGCUUCCAUGACAGCUCAGAUCUUACUAAACAUCUACGAGUGCAUACAGGAGAGAAACCAUUUAAGUGCUUGGAGUGUGGAAAGAGCUUCAGUAGGCGAACGAACCUCAACAAACAUCAAAAAAUCCACAAAGGAGAGAAACUAUAUACAUGCCAGAAGUGUGGAAAGGGUUUCAUACACAAUGCCCAACUUUCCAGCCAUAACAGAAUCCACACAGGGGAGAAACCAUAUACAUGCCUGAAGUGUGGAAAAAGUUUCAGCCAUAGAUCAGGCCUUAAAAACCAUGAAAGAAUCCAUACAGGAGAGAAACCUUAUAAAUGCUCAGAGUGUGGGAAAAGCUUCAGACACAAUUCUCACCUCUUUACCCAUCAGAAAACCCACAAAGGUGAGAAACCACAUAAAUGCCAGGUGUGUGGAAAGAGCUUCAGUCGUCAUGACCAUCUUCGUACCCACCAAAGAAUACACACAGGAGAUAAACCAUUUAAAUGUACAGAGUGUGGGAAAAGCUUCAGAGAUAGUACACAGCUUGCUACCCAUAACAGAAUCCAUACAGGACAGAAACCAUUUAAAUGUAUGGAAUGUGGAAAAAGCUUCACAAAUAGUGCAAACUUUUCUGUCCAUAGUAGAAUCCACACAGAAGAGAAACCAUUUAAAUGCCAGGAGUGUGGAAAAAGCUUCACUCAGAGGUCUAAACUUAUUACACAUCAAAGAAUCCACACAAGAUAAGAACCAUUUAAAUGUCUGAAGUGUGAGAGGAGCUUCAGUCGGAAAGAUAGCCUUACUACGCGUUACAGAAUUCACAUACAGAAGAAGUCAUAUCAAUGUCAGGAGUGUGGAACGGGUUUUGCCGACAGGAGAAGCCUCAUUUCACAUCAAAAAUUCCACAAAGGCAGGGGGGAAAGAAGAUCCACCCCACCCCACCCGAUGCAGGCUGCGAGGCGUUCCGCGUCUUGCGCGCUGUUUCUUUGCCAGCCCUCAGGAUGCUGCCCCCGGCUGCUGCUCUGUCGCCCGUAUGCCUUUGCCCCGCCGCAUUGGACGGUGGUGUGUUCAAGCGGGAACCGGAAGUCUAAGCUGCGGGUCUCCCCCCGGUAUGCCAUUCCCUUCGAAUCUUUCCGGAAAACCGACCCCGGGAGGAGUUUCCCUGGAGGGCAGCAGCAGGACGCAAGGAAGCAAAGCAGGUCAUGGGAAGAAUUAUGCAGAGCCAGGACAGGACAAGUGAACCACCAUGAAAUGGAGGAAGACGCCUGUGGAAGCAAGAGGGAUCAGGGAGGAAGGAGGCAAGCCAAAGAGAUUUCCAGACCAACAAGGAUAUUGCCAAAGAAAAGGCCUGUGAGUGGGAAACUAAUCAGUUGUAAAUUGAGCCUCAGUACAUGCUGCAGAGCCCAAAUGGAGGAGAAGCAAAAUACAUGUCUGGAGCAUGAAAGUAGCUCUGGUAAGAACUCACAGUCGAUCUCCCAUCAAUGUACCCAGACAAGGGAGAAUGUUGGGAGUGAAAAUAGAUCAAAUAUUGAGGACAGAAUCCAAAUCAGCAAUUUGAAGGAUGAGUCCAGUGCUCAUCAGAGUAGAGAUUUCCUCCUCAUCCCAUCUGUAGAAGAAGAAAGGAGUGGAAAGAGACAGAAAAAGCAUUCUCCACAUGGAAAGACUGUCGGUAGUAGUUUAAGCCUGAAGACACAUCCAAGAAUCUGCACAGAGGAGAGAGUGUACAAAUGCUUGGUAUGUGGGAAAAGAUUUGUUCACAAAAAUUCACUUGUUUUGUACCAGAGAAAUCACAGAGGAGGCAAACCCUUUAAGUUUCUUGGAUGUGGAAAAAGAUUCAGGCAGAGGGCCAACCUCACUUGGUAUCAAAGAAUGCACACUGGGGAGAAGCCAUUUGAAUGUUUGGAAUGUGGGAAGAGCUUCAGUUGCAGAGCACACCUUGUUUGUCAUAGAAGGGUUCACACAGGAGAGAAACCGUACACAUGCUCAGAGUGUGGGAAAAGAUUCAGUCAGCUUUCCAACCUCACCACACACACAAAAACACACACAGGGGAAACACCAUAUCAAUGCUUUGAAUGCGGAAAGAGCUUUAAGCGUGGUGCAUAUCUUACUGCCCAUCAAAGAAUCCACACAGGGGAGAAACCAUUUAAAUGUUCAGAGUGUGGAAAGAGCUUCGCUCAGUGGUCAACCCUCAAUUCACAUGAAAAAAUCCACAAAGGAGAGAAAUUAUUUAAAUGCCAGGAAUGUGGGAAAUGCUUUACACACAAAAGUCUCCUUACUGUUCAUAAUAGAAUUCACUCGGGAGAGAAACCAUUUCAGUGCCUGGAGUGUGGAAAAAGCUUCAGGCGGAGCUCACACCUCACUACCCACUGUAAAAUCCAUACGGGGGAGAAACCAUAUAAUUGCCACGAGUGUGGAAAGAGCUUUAUAAACAGUUCAAUCCUCACUACCCAUCGGAAAAUCCACACAGGACAGAAACCAUAUAAAUGCCAGGAGUGUGGAAAGAGCUUUGGUCGUCGUGAUCAACUUAUUAACCACCACAGGAUACAUACAGGGGAGAAACCAUUUCUGUGCCUGGACUGUGGAAAGAGCUUUAAUCGGAGCUCAGCCCUUACUUCCCAUCAAAGAAUCCACACAGGAGAGAAACCAUAUCCAUGCCUGGAAUGUGGAAAGAGCUUCAGUGGCAGCUCAGAUCUUAUUAAACAUUUACGAGUGCAUACAGGAGAGAAACCAUUUAAGUGCUUGGAGUGUGAAAAGAGCUUCAGUCGGAAGUCAACCCUCAACAUACAUCAGAAAAUUCACACAGGAGAGAAACCAUAUGAGUGCCAAGAGUGUGGAAAGAGGUUCAAGCAAAGUUCACAGAUUACUACGCAUAACAGAAUCCACACAGGGGAGAAACCAUAUACAUGCUUGGAGUGUGGGAAGAGCUUCACUCGAAAGUCAAGCCUUAUUAGCCAUCAAAGAAUCCACACAGGGGAAAAACCAUAUACAUGCUCAGAGUGUGGGAAAAGCUUCAGAUAUAAUUCAGAUCUGGUUACCCAUCAAAAAACCCACAAAGGUGACAAAUGAAAUAAAUGCCAGGUGCAUGGAAAGAGCUUCAGCCAUAGUCAUCACCUUCGUCUCAAGAAAGAAUCCACACAGGAGAUAAACCACUGAAAUGCCUGGAGUGUGGAAGUACGGUAGCUUCAGAAACAGCUCUGCCCUUACUUCUCAUUAGAGAUGUGCAUGAACCUGUUCAGCAGUCCUUUUACAAACUGCCAAACUGGUCUGGAGGUCCGGGAUUUGGACUGGUUUGUAGGUGGGGGGGUUACCUUUUAAGGGGCAGGGAGGGUGCUCCCCACCCUGCUCCCCCCCCCACUGGCACUGUCUCCAAAAAUGCUG
This is a messenger RNA of Hemicordylus capensis (graceful crag lizard), 5637 nucleotides long. Its product is annotated as zinc finger protein 721-like. Lineage: Eukaryota; Metazoa; Chordata; Lepidosauria; Squamata; Cordylidae. Gene Ontology annotation, biological process: regulation of transcription by RNA polymerase II. The transcript is spliced from 4 exons. Gene Ontology annotation, molecular function: RNA polymerase II cis-regulatory region sequence-specific DNA binding; DNA-binding transcription factor activity, RNA polymerase II-specific. The record is from RefSeq and is a predicted model, not a curated record.